AUGCUCUGGCUCGUGGGUGCCUACAAAUACGUCCAAAGCAUCAACCAACACAAGCAAAGUGACUUGGUUCAGUUCAGACUCCGUGUCAUGGCAUGGUACUUGAGACAACUUACCGUCAUCUCAAGAGCUCCAGGUCCAUCAAACGUUGUCAGAGCUAGACAAUUGGGCUACAAGCGUAAGCAAGGUUACGUCAUCUACAGGGUUAGAGUCCGUCGUGGUAACCGUAAGAGACAAGCUCCAAAGGGUGCUACCUACGGUAAGCCUGUUCGUCAAGGUGUUAACCACUUGAAGCCAAGCCGUGGUCACCGCGCCAUUGCCGAAGAACGCGUUGGUCGCCGCUGCUCAAACCUCCGUGUUCUCAACUCAUACUGGAUCAACCAAGACGGUGUCUACAAGUUCUACGAAGUCAUCCUUGUCGAUCCAUCCCACAAGGCUAUCCGUCGUGACGCUCGUAUCAACUGGAUCUGCAACCCAGUCCACAAGCACCGUGAAUCACGUGGUUUGACUGCUGAGGGUAAGAAGAACCGUGGUCUCGGCAAGGGCCACAGAUUCAACCACGCCCCACGUCGUGCUACAUGGCGCAAGCACAACACCCUCUCACUUCCACGUUACCGUUAAGUGUGAGGCGUGUAUAUCUUUUGUUGUACGCACAUUCAUGCCGUUUUUUUAAUAUUUCU
This is a messenger RNA of Wallemia mellicola CBS 633.66, 677 nucleotides long. RefSeq names its product structural constituent of ribosome. NCBI's taxonomy places the organism in Eukaryota, Fungi, Basidiomycota, Wallemiomycetes, Wallemiales, Wallemiaceae. Gene Ontology annotation, molecular function: RNA binding; structural constituent of ribosome. Gene Ontology annotation, biological process: cytoplasmic translation. The record is from RefSeq and is a predicted model, not a curated record. The transcript has 2 exons. Bases 1 to 618 code for a protein of 205 amino acids. Gene Ontology annotation, cellular component: ribosome; cytosolic large ribosomal subunit.